Molecule: messenger RNA, 2784 nt
Organism: Hemiscyllium ocellatum (epaulette shark)
Lineage: Eukaryota; Metazoa; Chordata; Chondrichthyes; Orectolobiformes; Hemiscylliidae
Gene: cep85l
Product: centrosomal protein 85, like
Exons: 13
Coding region: 238-2685 (815 amino acids)
Cellular component (GO): centrosome
Source: RefSeq, a predicted model, not a curated record
UCUGUAUCAGUGUAUCGGAGCAGCUCAGGGGUGGGGGGCUGUAUGAUAUCCUCAGGAUUACAGCUGCAGGAAACUACAAGAAUCUGUUUACUUCACCCUCGGGAAUCACAUCCGUAGAGAAUCCCACAAAAUGGACCUCAAGUCGGACACUGUUUCAAAGAAAUUUUGAGCAACUGAUUGCAGUACUUUUAUGGUCAAUUCGAGAUUACUUUUGGUGUCAUUAUUUAACCCUUCGCGAUGUGGGGCAGAGUAAUUUCGGACUACAAGAGUGGAUUUAUAAACUGCAGCAGACAAACAGGCCCUGAUGUCCCACCUACAGGAUGGGUUCCAGGUUGUGAAGCAGUAUGGAGGGCCCCUACACUCCUGACUAGUGUCCGAAAUAACGCCAACAGAAGAUUCAGCGCUACCUCCGAUAGUGGAGACACUGGAAUAGGCACUUCAAGUUCAGACAGCAUAGAAGACCACUCCAGCUCAAGUGGCAUCUCAUCCUUCAAACCAAACCGAUCUCACAUUACCAUCCCCACAGCCCAUGUCAUGCCUUCCACCUCCAACUCCUCUUCAACGAGACCUGGGCAUCAGGACGGAACUGGCUGCACUAAAUAUAACAUAACCUUGUCACAGUCUGGCAAGCCAAAAAACCUUUCUACACCAAAAACGAUAUUAGAUAUGAAGGAUCCCAGACCUAUCAGGAAAUGGUCAUCACUGUCCAAACUCUGUAGUGCAGAGAAUUGUAACCCUGAGUGUGGGGCUGCUGGGAAUGUGGAUUCGUUAACCAGUAUGGAAGAUCUAUCAAACUAUAAUGUGGAGCCAAAUGCAUAUGGAGUAAAUGUGCCAGCCAAUUUUACAUAUCAGAAGUUGGAACAUUUGAGGAGCGAGGACACACAGAGUUGGAGCACAUGUUCCAAAGAACCCAUCCAGAACCACUCUUCAGUUUCUCAUGGGGGAUACAAAUAUGAGAACUUUUGUCGAGGUGCUGGGGACUCUUCUUUUCCAGCUGCAACACCCAACAAAAACUACUUAGAUUUCAAGUUCAGUGCCUUACAUGCUGACAGGAUGACCUCAGCUGACUGUGAUGCUUCUGGAAAAAGACACAGUUUUAAGUCAUUGGAAAGCCAACCAGUCUGUGGGACACCAGCCCCAUCAUCCUUGAGGACUCAGUUGUGGCUUAGUGACCAGAUGCAAACCAAUUCUCUUGACCUCAGACCUGCUGAAGGAUCGUGUGGUUUUCCUGUUUGUCAACAUAAACAGCAACCCGAACAGUUGAAACGAGAAUCUGAUUCAGUCCAGAUGCCCAAUAAGUCACCAUUGCAGGUUUCAAUGGUCUUCCCCACCCAGCUAAGCCAGGAUUCAUGUGAAAGGAACUCACAGCUGAGGAUGAAAGAGAAUUUACUAAGAAAAAAGGAUAUUGUCAUUGAAAGCCAGGAGCAGCAGAUUAUCCAACUUCAGCAAAAAAUACAAGAAAAUGAACUUCGAGCGCAGAGAGCACUUUUGGAACGCUGUGAUCCUGCAUUCACGAUAAAAACACAGCAUGAAUCCCCAUGUGAGAAUAUGAGACAUACACACCAUACAGAAACAUCCAAAGUGAUUGAUUGUGGAAAGAAAAAUCUGGAGCAAAAGCUGUCCGCAGCGGAGCUUGAGAUUGUGCAUCUCAAGGAGUGCCUCAGGAAAAACACCCAAAAAUAUAUGGAAGAAGCAAAAAAAAUGGAGGAAAAGGUGAAAGCACGCGAGAAAUAUAUCAGCAGUCUGAAAAAGAAGCUGCAAAAAGAAUCUGAGCAAAGCCAUGAACGACAACAGAGGAUAGAAACCCUAGAGAAAUACCUCGCUGAUCUACCCACCUUGAAUGACUUUCAGAGCCAGAGUCAGCAGCUUAUUUUACUUGAAGAAAAAAAUGAAAAAUUUCAGGAUACGUUCAAAGAUUUGGAGAAAAAGCUUGGGGAGAAUCGAAUCCUUUGUAGAGAGAAGGAGGUGCUUCUGGAGAGUCAGAAGAAAAGGGAAAAGGCAUUAGUUGCCACUGUACAAAGUUUGCAACAGAAAGUAGAGAAGUGCCUAGAAGAUGGAGCUCGGCUUCCCAUGCUGGACAUGAAGCAGCUCCAGUGCGAGAACGACUACCUCAGGAAAAUGUGUGAACAUGCCAACAAGGUCAUUGACAAUCAAGAACAACAAAUAAAAAAAUGUAACCUGGAGAAACAGGCUUUAGAGGAAAGGCUGACACAAGAAAAGUCUGCCUCGCAGACCUUCCGGAAAGAGCUUGGAGAGACCCAGAGAAAUCUGCAGCUACUGAAGGAACUCAUGGAAGAAUUUUCAUCAAAGAACCAAAGAUUACCAGAAAAUUCAACUUUGGAGGAACAAUCACAAGAAACUGAAGAGCCCAAGCAAAGCUUAGCAGAUGAAACACCAGCCAUUGAAAAGCUACUGAAAGAAAUGUCCUACUGUCUACGUGACCUACGUGCACUAUGCAAUAUCCUUACUCAGAGAGCACAGGGCAAGGAGCCAAAUCUUUCUUUGUUACUCGGGAUACAAUCACUGCAUUGUUCAGGCGAUGAAGGAGAACAUUCCCAUCGUGGAGAAUUGCUUUCAAAGAAGCUAUCUGAUGUUUGUCAGUUACGGAAAGAUAUUGAUGAAUUAAGGACCAUAAUAUCCGAUCGAUAUGCUCAGGAUAUGGGUGACAACUGUAUAACUCAGUGACAAUGUGUUUAUCUUGUAGCAAUAUGAGCACUGACUGUAAUAUUGCUUUGUUGCAGUCUCGUGCUCUUCUAUUAGAGAGCCAUAAAACAAAAUUGCAGC